CCCGCAUGUUUAACGUUGUUGUAAACGGGAUACCUAAACGAAUUUGUUGAGGACAUUUGAACACGUCACCAAGUAGACCAACCAACACAGUCAUCGGAAUGUCACACAUUGACUUACCAAUCCUCCUCUGUUUGGUACUGUGCCUAGGUGGUUGGAUAACAAUGUGUAUAGCAGGACCUUGUGACCACGGAUGGUACUACCGAAACGGAACUUGCUAUAAAUUUCAUCAUGAAAAGAAAAACUGGAUCGACGCUAACAACACAUGUACUGCACAGAAUGCAAGGCUGGUACACAUAAAAUACCUGGAGUUGAACACCUAUCUAGCAGUCACGGCAGCGACCGUGUUCAACGACAUGUACUGGAUUGGGCUGAGACGUACCGACUAUUAUGAAUACAGGAACUUCAAUGAAAACAAUGCAACGACUCUCAAGUGGUUUAUCGGAGAACCAAAUAACGGAGUAUUAGCAUGCGUCUAUUCCCAAGGCGGUUUUAUGAAAGAUCAUAGUUGCGAUGAUCCGGCCGCUGGUGUACCACGCGGAUUCAUAUGCCAAGGUAUCAUUUACUAG
Molecule: messenger RNA, 566 nt
Organism: Mizuhopecten yessoensis (Yesso scallop)
Lineage: Eukaryota; Metazoa; Mollusca; Bivalvia; Pectinida; Pectinidae
Product: snaclec coagulation factor IX/factor X-binding protein subunit B3-like
Exons: 5
Coding region: 99-566 (155 amino acids)
Source: RefSeq, a predicted model, not a curated record